AUGUGCAAUCUAUGUGUGAAAGAGAGGGAAAUUUAUUUCCUCAAGGUUGCUUUCCCAGGUUGCCGUCGAAUUCCUUAUAACAUGGUAAUUGAGAAGGAACCAGAUGCUUCAGAGAUACAAGGUCCUGAAAAAAAUCCAAUGCCAAAUUAUGGUCAUUCUCUGCAUAAAGGUGACUUCUCUCAACGACCAAUGUCCAUGAAAAAAUUUCUCGAACCUUUUGAUCAUAGUAGUCUGACUAAUACUGAAGCUGGUGAGAAAUAUGCAGCAUACAAAGCCAGUUAUGCUCGCCAACAAUUGGAGGAAUUCUUUGAACGAAAUAAGGCAUAUGCUUGGUUUCGUGAGAAAUAUCAUCCAGAUUACUGUACAGAAUCAUCGUCAAAUAAAAAGUUAUUUGAAAAGCGUUUAGAAAUCUUCAUGGAAUUUUACAAAAAUGGUUAUUUUAACAGUCUGCAUUUAACUAGUGGUUAUGAAAAAGAAAUUGUCCGUCUGUUAGACAUGGUUGCAAUCAAACUUGCCGGUGGUACAGAUGAAGAUUUUCAACUUUUGGAUAAAUUUCUUGAACAACAAAAUUCGAAGAGGUUUGAUGUUUUAAGCCUUGAUAAAUCUAAACAUAGAAAAGAGAAAAAUAUUAAAUCGGGAAGAGGCAACUUAUCAUCAUCAUCAUCAUCAUCCGAAGAAGAAGACGAAGACGAAGAUAAGGAUAAAUUAAAGUCGAAUAAAAAGGCUAAAAAGAAAACAAAACGUAGAACAAAUUCACACAAUCGUCAAUCUAAAUCACAAAAGCUAAAGACACGUAAAAUGAAGAAACUUGCACGUCAUCAAGAUCAUGAAGAAGGUGAAGAAGAUAGCAGUUCAAGCGAAGACGAUGAUGGGAGUAAUAGCAGUGGAAGUGAUAGUGAUGAUGAUGAUGGUAGUCGUCAUAGCAGAAGUGGUUCUAGUUCAAGCAGUACUAGUAGUAAUAACAACAGUUCUAGUGAGAGUAGCACUAGUGGCAGCAGUGAUGAUGAUGAUGAGGACAGCGAUGGCAAUAGUGAUAGCAGCAGCAGUAAUAGUGGCAGUAGUCGAAGUAGCAGCAGCAGUCACACCAGUGACAGUGAUAGUGAAAGUGAGACAAAUAAUAGAAAACAGAAAAAGAAACUUUCUAAAAAACUUGAAGUCAAUACAAAAGCUCCCUCUUCACAGAGUCGUCGCCGUCGUCGUCGGCAUCCGCAUGAUGGAAACCGUCAAUCAAAGAAUGUAUUCACAUUUAGUUCACUUGAUAAAAAUCACCAGAAAGGUGAAAAUACAACUGAAACAGUUAAUGAUGAAUCAAAGUUGGAGGCAACAGAAGAAGGUGAACUGGAUACAACAUUUACAUCAGAAGAUUUAACUGAUCCUCUGAAUGAUUCUAAAUCAAUAGAUAUGGAUAAUUCUAUGUCAGAUAAUAAACUGACCACAGAAGAAGCAAAUAAAGAUUCACACAAAGAUGAUUCAACUCGGAGAAAUGAACAGACACGUCAUCCUAUUCAUUGUACUUCUUUACUGUUCCUACCGCAUAUACCCUUCAAUAUAUUUAAACGAGAUCUAAUUUCUGUAUUUUCUACUUCACCUCAUUUCUUACGUUUAGCUGUUUUAGAUCCAGUUGUUAUGCCAGAUAAAGAUUCUCCACCGGUUGCAGAUCCUGAUGAAGCAUUUGUUACAGUGAAGAAUGCUUUGCCGAAAAUUUUAUUAAAACGCUUAGGAUGGGCAUCGUUUGUUUCACAGUAUAAAGAUGAUACUACUACUACUACUACUAAUGAUAAUAAUAAUAAUAAUGAAAAUACUAAUGAUAACAAUGACGGUGAUAGUAAAUGGAUUAAUAUUGAUUUAACUGUUAUUAAAAAUCAAUUAAUUCAACACGCAAUUGACUGUAAUGCUCCUGCUGAGAUAAUCGAUUGUCUACAUUUAUCCCGUCCGAUUAAUGAACCCUUUAAAAUACCGUUUAAAGAACGAGCUAGAAAUACUGGAGAAUUAUUUAGCAAGCUGUUAAAUACAUGUCCAACAAGUAUACGAUCGAAAGCAUUAGUUCGACGUCAUCUAGUCAUGGCAGCACGUGUUAUUCAUGAAUUGGAUAAAGCUAGAGGAUUAUGGCUAGUUGAUUGUAGCCAAGAUAAUACUUCCCAGCAUAUUGUAAGUAAAGAUGAUGGAAAGGUGUUAAGUGAGAAUGAAGAUGGUGUAAAGCAAGACGAUGGAUUGACUACUUCUACUACUGCUGGUGCUGAAGAUGGAGAAGAAGGUGAAGAGGGCAGAACAAUAACUGGUGAAUUAAAAGGCAAUGAAAAUAAUGAAAUGCAACUGAACAAUAAUCAUGAGAAUAAAUUAUCCGAUGAUACUACUACUACUGCUACUACCGCUGUUCAUAGUCCAAAUCAUCAAGAUGAAACAAUGGAAGUAGAUAAACUAGAGACAUCUGUUAACUUAGAAGAAACACUCGGUGAACAAAUAGAUGAUUCAGAAAUGAAUGAUUCAUUCCAACAGAAAAUGGAUGACAAACCAUCAAGUAUCAAUGAUGUAUCAAUGAAUUCAGACGAUAAACAUGCUGACGACAACGACAACAACAACAACAAUAACGAUACUAUUAGCAAGAGUAAUAAUAAAAGUGUUAAUAGUGUUGAAAGUGAUAAUCUAAUCGAUCCCGGGAGUGAUUUAAUCAAAGCAGCUAAUAUACUGAAUACUAUUAAGACAACUAAUCCUAUUCUACAAGGUUUAACAGAUUAUCUAGUUGAUGAAGGCAGUGCUGAAGAGGAGCUUCUACUAUUGGGUGGUAUGGAGUCGAUUUCAUUCCAACCAUCUACUAUGCCUCAACUUGGCCUACAGUCAGGCGUACAAUUACAAAAAUUUGAUAUUUCUUCAAGAUUCUUUGAAUCAGAUGAUAGUGAACUGUUAGUAGCAUUGGAUAGAUUAAUUUUAUACCUAAGAAUAGUACAUUCAGUUGAUUUCUAUGCACCAGCUAUCUACGUUAAUGAGGAUUUAAUGCCGCAUCCAUGUCAUCUAAUGCAUAUACGACCUAGUCUAAAUGAAAUAACACAGUCAUUAACACAAAUGAAUAAUUUAGAGAAAACAACUAGUUUCGAAUCAAUUGGUCAGCUAUUUACCAAUCAAUUGAAACGCUUAAUACGACUUAUUACACCACUCAAAGAAAUUGAUUGUAAAAAGUUAGGUUUUCGUAAUGCAGAAGAAGUUGCUGAAGAAUUUAUCAAGCUUAAUACACGCCGAAAGAAACGAAAGACUGAUGUAAUAUGGGUCUGUCCUUUAUCGAAUAAAAAGUUUCGUGAUCCAAUUUACGUGAAAAAGCAUAUUCUCAAUAAACAUAUGGACAAAGUUGAAGCAGCUAAAAAUGAUAAUGCUCAUUUCUUCAAUAAUUUUCUUAUGGAUCCAGCUCGACCUCAAUUGCCUUCUGAGCCUAGAUCGCCUAGGAAGUCAUAUCGAUCAUCACCUUCACCAUCUCGUGAAACAGCUAGAGAAUCAAGUCGACAUGACACUAAAACUAGUGAUCGUGAACGUUCUGAUUCUUGGAAUCAAGGUGGUUCACAAAAAUGGCAACAAUAUGGUGGACGUUUUCGUAAUGAUCGGGGGGCUGGUGGACGUGAUAAUCUGUACAAUAAUUCAUCCUAUUCUCGACCCUAUGGUGGUGGUCAACAGUAUUCCAAUUUCAGAAUACCAUACGGUGGCGGUGGUGGCAAUCAACGUAGUUAUUAUAAUGGACCAAGAGCUGGCGGUGGAUAUGGCAACUUUAACAGACGCCCUUAUCCAAGACGUUCAUAUGUCGAUUUGGAUGCACCAUAA
This is a messenger RNA of Trichobilharzia szidati, 3804 nucleotides long. The record is from the annotation of a GenBank genome assembly. Lineage: Eukaryota; Metazoa; Platyhelminthes; Trematoda; Strigeidida; Schistosomatidae.